Messenger RNA from Thrips palmi, 8996 nucleotides. RefSeq names its product supervillin (gene Svil). The coding region runs from base 381 to 7739 and encodes 2452 amino acids. Gene Ontology annotation, molecular function: actin filament binding; phosphatidylinositol-4,5-bisphosphate binding. The transcript has 25 exons. The record is from RefSeq and is a predicted model, not a curated record. NCBI's taxonomy places the organism in Eukaryota, Metazoa, Arthropoda, Insecta, Thysanoptera, Thripidae. Gene Ontology annotation, cellular component: cytoplasm; actin cytoskeleton. Gene Ontology annotation, biological process: barbed-end actin filament capping; actin filament severing; actin polymerization or depolymerization.
AAUGUGUGUCUGCUGGGCCGCUAGACGCUUACGGUGACUCCGCUCCCUCACGGUCUUGCUUGGUCUCGCUCUUCGAGUGUUUUCUCUGUGGUCCAUUCACUUUCCUGUGUUCCAUUCCGCGGACGCUCUCUCGUGUCAUCCCUCGAUAGUUUCUGGAAGGAGCUGUGAAAAGGGCUUUCCAUUCGUGGGGAUCAAAUAGUUUCCCAGGGGUUUAGCCAGUGCCGUCCGGUGCUAAUUCAUGCAUAGCUUUCAAAGCUUCCUGGUAUUUUAAAGAGCACUUUUAGGUUUCAUCUUCUGCACAGAUUCUUUUUGAGUUCGUGCAGCAUACUCAACCCGUUUUGGGAUGUCUUAUCAUCUUCGUAGCAGGUGCCAUAGUCUCAAUGGGUGUUGUGAACUUAAAUUUCCUAGUCCAAAGCCUCAAAAAAAAAGGCAACGUGCAAAAAGCAAUCAUUGGUGAGAGCCACGGUUUCUGUCUGUCGCUUGAUCAGGGUGCGGUCAGAUCAGAAGACAGCACAACAGAUUCUGAUGUGUCUCACUCAGUGGAUCGACUGACAGCUCUCGCAAAGGAGACAGUUGCUAGAGUUGAUCGCAUCACUGCAGAAUCCUCUGCAUCACUUAGCCAACCUGGCCCCAUCCAAACUGUCAAAAGAGUAGUCUUAGUUAGUAAAGAGGAAGAAGAGGAUUAUGCCAGUAUAUCUAACACACAUAGGCUUUCUGGGCAACAUGGAGCAAAACCAAUUUCAAUUCUGAAAAGAAAAUCUUCUCAAGAUGAAGGCUGUGUCACUCCCCCAGUUACAUCUUCCCCAUCUGCGCCUGAUCAGGUUUCUCGAAAGAAUGGUAUUCUCAAGAAGUCUGGAGGAAGUUUGGAUGAAUCUCAUUUACGGAGAAGCUGCUCACCUGAUGUAGAAGCAUCUGGCUCAAUUUUGAAGAAUGGAAGAAGCAGAAGAUCAUCUCUUGAAGAAAGUACAAAUAAACAAUCAAUUUUAAAAAAGAAAGAUGGAGAUGGACCUCAUGGUAUUCUUAAAAAGAAGAAUUCUAUUGAUAAUGGGUCUGAAUUUAAGCAUAUGUCCCCUCAUGCUGCUAAUGGAGAGAAGACUUUGCAGCAAGAUGAUGAGGUGAAACCGAUUUUGAAGAAAAGAAGCAGUGAAGACUACCCCAUUGCCGAACCAUCCUCUUCCUCAGAUACUCCCCCAAGACCAAUCCUGAAGAAAAAGUCCAGCACUGAUACUGAUGAAAUGGAUGAAUGGCCUAAAAGGACAAUUUUGAAGACCUCACACAGAAAAUCUAGAGAUGAAGAUGAUGAAAUUUCUGAGAUCUUCAGAAGGAGAUCUGUGGGUUCACCCCCGUUAAUGGAAGCAACAGGCCAGACACUUGCAUUUUGUGAUAACAUAGAACAAAGCUCAGAUUCAGAAGAUGAACUCCAACCAAGAGCUUCUAAUUCAUUCUCUUCUGUAAGACCAACUAGUCCUUCUGGCCCUCAUAGCGAUUUCAGUUCAGCUUGGAGAAGAUGGGACUGCAACUCAAGCCAUGGUCCGCAAGAGAACCGACCGGGCAGCCCUCCUCCUGUAUCGGAUGGGAUGACAAACAUUGAGGGUGAUUUCCACUCGCUGGGUGCUAUUCCGAAACAACCACAGUUGAGAAGUGCACGGAUUAGCCCUCAACCAUCGUUCUCUACCAGCAACAGGUCAGUCGCCUGUUUGGUACAGAAUAUUGGUAACUGUUCAACAUCACCUCCACCUCGUUCACCGCCACCUUCACCAUUGCCUUCACCACCAGUGUCAUCGCCUGAGUCACCUCUUUCAACACCACCUCUUUCUCCACAAAAUUGUCUCCCAAGGCCUAGCUCUCUUGUGCUGUCUCCUGAGUCCAUAUCAAUUGAAGAAAGUUGCACUGCCUUUCAGAACCACAUUCCAUCACCUGUUGGGCCAGAUGACUCUUGGGAGGCAAGAAGACAUUCCACGUUUCUUGGUGCAACAAGCUGCUAUCUGAGGUCGGACCAGUUAGGAGACAAUUGGAUUUUGAGGAAUCGUAGUCCCUCUCCUGUGCUUCAGACGGAUGACCGAAAUUCAAGUGGUCUCACCACAUCCUAUUCUGGGCAGCAAGAACAGUUGGCUACAGAUUUAGCAAAUGAAAGUGGUUUUGGUGAAUCGAGCGGCAGUGAUUUCAUAGCUUCACUCGACAGGUCCUCUGGACCCUUAGUUUCUCCUGUUGACCAAGCCGGCAGUAGUGGAAAUACCAACACAGUUUCUUUAGAUAAAGGUGAAGAUGUGCAUGAAGAUUCUCAAGUAAGGGAGCAAGACAUUCAUCAAACAGAACUUGUUGAGAGCGAGAUGGAAUCGGAAGAAGAGAACCGAGGGCUGCAAAGAUCAGCUAGCAAGGUGUCAGAAAAAGCUCUCUUGUUUUCUCAAAUGGAGGAGAAGAUGAAACAAUCUGCUGAGGAGGCUCGUGCUAAAAGACUUCCCAAAGCUGAUUUAAACUCCGGAAUUGCAAGGUAUAGGAAUCGAAAGGCUGAAAGGGCUGCAGAACCAAAUAGAUUUUCAACCCAGCCAAUCACUGUAAAUGAGCUCAAAGGUGUUAAGCCUAGCCCUAAUGUCACCACCAGUGCCAGUGAAACAAGUCUUGCUCAACCAGGAAUCAAAGCUGCAAGAAAACGAGAACGAUGUGGAAGUAUUACUGACUACAUUAAGUUCUUUGAUACCAUGUGCUUUUCAAAAGAAGUGAGCCUAUCAAAGCCAAAUAGAAGUCAAUCAGUUUGCUUUUCUAAUGAAGUGAUUAAAGAUAAGCUAAAUACGAGCCCUAGAUUUAGAAGAGGUCUACAUUUUACCACUCAGCCUAUCUCUGUUGCUGAUGUUUUAGCAGCUAAGGCCUUCAUAAAGGAAUCAGGAAUAAAUGAAAUAGACAUUAAUGAAGAUGAAAAUGAUCCCUCAAAGCUCAGCCUAGCAGAGCGUGUCAAACUUUUCAACCAAGCAAUGACUGCUGAUCGCCUUCCUGUCAUGGGUGCUCCUGCCCAAUCCCAAAGCAAUAGAAGGAGAGCACCUGCCUCACGCUUCAAAACUCAACCAGUCACUAUUGAAGAAGUUUCAACCGCUCAGAAAAUCAUCAAGCAGCCUCCUGAGGAAUUGAUAGGCAUUUCUUCAACCAAGGCGGCCAAGGAGCUAUUUGAAGAUGCUGCCAAAAACCUCAGCAAGUCAGUUUCUUCUAGCCGCUUGGUCAAUACUUCUAGGAGGGAUUCUCAUUCUGAAUCUCCAAAGAGAGGCAUUUUGAAGAAUACUUCUUCUUCUCUGAAAGAAAAGCAUGAUAGCAGUGACACUGAUAAUGAUCGUGUAAGCUCUGAACAAGCAAACCAGGUACCUGGUCCCUCUAAACCAAGUGCAUCUGUACAAUGUGAAUCUGGCCUUGAUCACAUAAAAAAAGUAUUAAGUGUGGAAAGAGUAAGGCACAAUAAUCCCAGUCUAAAGACACACAACGUACCAAAAUCUGAUCUCAGGAGAGCCUCAUUUGAAUCUCCAAGUCAUAGCAGCAGUGAAAGCGACUCAGAAUGCAGCAGUGAUUCAGAAGAUGAGGAGAAUCGAGGUUCUAUUCCCAGUCAAGAAUUUUCAUCCAAAUCUCAGAAGGAGCCUCAGGAUAAACAGCCUAGUUCAACUGUUAGCAAGCGGCCUGCACAAUCAGAAAACAGUGACAAGGUACGCAACAUGAAAAAAAACUCCCAAGAGAAAGAAAACCUAGGAGGGAAAACCAUUUCUGGAAAGCAUCUCAAGUUAAAAGGCAUCACCAUCCAACCUCAAGAAGCUAAGAAACUUGUCCUUAAAAAGCUAGAAGUAUUGAACAAACCAAAUGUCGUUACGACUCAGAAUAUUUCUGAAAGCAAAGAAGCCCCCAACUGCUCGCCAAAUGCAUUGUCUGAUGAUGGUGACACAUCUUCUGGUGGGCAGGAGGUGCGGAGAAUCAUCUCCAACGAUGCUGUGGCGCGGAGGCAUCAGGCAAACUUGGCUCGACAGCAAGCCAAGAAGGAGAGGGAAGACGAGCGGAAGGAGCAAGAGCGACCAAGGCCGGGCCGUCUGGAUGCUGGGCUGACGCAGCGACUGGGCCUGCAGCUGCAGCUGCGCUUGCCCGGACAGGCGCCGCCGGUGCCGCUGUCCAAGAGCCGCAGCCAGCACGCGGCGCUGCCACAGGACUCUGACGAGGACGCCGACGACGAGGCCGCGAUGGCUGUGCAGGCCGGUGCCGUGGCCGGGGGCCUGCGUCGUUGCCUGACGCAGCCGAUGCCCGUCGCGGACCAGGACGUGUCGGGCGUGUCGGCCAACGCGUCCAUCGCGGAGCGCCUCAAGCUGCUGCAGCAGAACGGGCAGACGGGCUGGAGGAAGCGCGUCGUCAAGCCCAGCACCGCGGAGGACGUCUCCAAGAGCAUCAGCGACUCUCAACAAAUUUUGAAGCAGCUCGUCUCUGGAAACCGCAACAGUAUGGUUGCCGCUGAGUCUCCCACCGAAGUGAUUUCAUUGCAGCGAUCAGGAAGUGGAGACCGCAGCAGCAUUUUAGCGGACAGGCUAGGCAAACUUGAAAAUGCAUCUCAGGAUUGGCGUAAACGAAUUGGUCAAAAAGAUGCCGACCAGUUCUCAGUUAAAGGUAAAAUGAGGGCCUCAUCUCUCUCUGAUGCACCAAGUGUAAAGGCUACUCCACCUUCAACGCCAUCCACUCCUCUUUCUCCCACUCCAGAUCUGAUACCUGGAUCGGAACGAAAGCGAAAUGUUCCUAAGCCCAUGCGCUUCUGCAGCAAAACUGGUGUUAGAGCUCACACAUUCAAACGCAGUAUGUCUGCUCCUAAUGCUGAAGAGGAUUCAGGUAAUCAAAAUACCUCUCCUUCUGAACAAGAAACUUCAGAUGCAAGCGAACAACAGAACCCAACACCUCAAAUUAGAAACCAAGUUCAAGGUCCACGAAUUGAACUUCCACGUCUUGACGAGCAAUUUGAUAGCUUCUUCAGUACAUCAAUAAAUGUUGGUAACCAAACCAUUGAAAUCAAUGAUAUUGAUCUUGAUAGUGCUGUGACCCGCUCAAGUGAAUUGCUUGUUCAAAAACGAACUGUUAAAGUGUCUGGUCGCAGGGUUGCUUCACGCAAUCCAAUUAAAGCUCUCUCAGCACGCACAGAUCUGUGUACAGAAUAUGUGGAUGUCCGCACUGGAGCUGCUGAAAGGGAAAUGAAACGCCUCUGUGCAGAAAAAUUGGCAAAAAAUUCUUCUUUAGCUGUGGAAGCACUGGCAGGACUUGCGAGCAAGGAAGAUUUUUCCGCAGUUUCUCUCAGGAAGUCAUCAUCCACUAGUGCAGUACACAAUGGCACAACCCUCCUUCCUUACAAGGAAAUAAUGUUGCUUCAAAUUAAGGGGAGGAGACACAUUCAAACUCGUCUUGUGGAACCCAUUGCCAGCAGUAUAAAUAGUGGGGAUAACUUUGUUCUAGUCACUCCCAGUCAGGUGUUUAAUUGGAUUGGUAAAUAUUCCAAUGUGAUUGAGAGAGCUAGAGGUGCUGAAAUCGCUCUUCAUAUUCAGCAAAACAAAGAUCUGGGUUUCAGCGGAGCAUCUCCUGUAAUUACCAUCAGUGAAGAAAAGACAACUUGCAGUAGUAGUCAGAUUGCAACAUUCUGGAGAUUGCUUGGUUCAUUGGAUGGCCCCAAAUCUCUGGAGGCUGGUCAUCCAGAUGAAGAUGAAUUAUAUGAAACUGCUAUACUUGAGACAAAUAUGAUUUACGAACUGAAAGAUGCAGAAUUGGUUCCAUCUGAAAAUUAUUGGGGCUGUAUACCUCGCAUCGAAAUGUUGGAUCCCUCCAAGAUAUUGGUGUUUGAUUUCGGCAGUGAGAUGUAUGUUUGGAAUGGAAAAAAUGCACCCCUUGACCUGCGGAAAACUGCUCUGCAAUUAUCAAAAGAGCUUUGGGAGCAAGGUUAUGAUUACUCUGAUUGUGAUAUUUGCCCAUUACUAAGUGCUACUUCCCUUGGUCCACAGUUUGGACUUAAAGGAGAAGUUGGUAUUAAAUCUGCCAAAAGAAGACCACUGUGGGCUCUCAUUGCAAAAAUCACUCAGCAUAUGGAAACUAUUCUGUUCCGUGAAAAGUUCCUAGAUUGGCCUGACUUUACCAGAGUCAUUCAAGCAAAAGAUAGUUCAGUCAAGGAUAAAGUAGUAGAUGCAAGUGUCUAUGUAGAGCCAUGCAAUGCCAAGGAUAUGCUUGAUUCAGAACCAGAAGAUCCAGAUUUACUAUUGGAAGGGUUCCAUCUCGGACGAGGAAAUGAAUUUUAUGAUGAGGAAACCAGACGUUUUUACGAAAUCCAGACAACAGGUGUCAAAGUGUGGCAUAUCCAGGAAUAUGAGUACUCUGAACUUCCGGAAAGAUCAUUCGGACAGUUUCACUCAGGUGAUAAUUAUGUCGUGCGCUGGGCAUACAGAGUGACAGUCACAACCAGAGCGCUCAAUGGGCAGCCCUCCAAGCAUGCGGCAUCGCAGGGCCGGGACCGCUUCUGCUAUUUCUGCUGGCAAGGCCGGAAAGCACUUCUCAAUGAUAAAGGUGCUGCUGCUCUGUUGACUGUUGAGCUUGAUAAGGAGCAGGGGCCACAAAUUUUUGUUACUCAAGGAUUGGAACCACCUGCAUUCCUUGGCCUGUUUAAUGGAAAAAUGACCAUUCAUUCUGGUAGAAGGGGAGAUCAACAUAGUCAAAAAGGAACAUACCGCCUGUUUGCUAUUAGGGGGGAGCUUGAAAGGGAGGCUAGCCUGGUGGAAGUGACCCCAAGCAUGCGCCAGCUUCGAAGUCGCGGAUGUUUUCUACUCUUGAAUGAAAAGAGCAAGAUUCUUCACAUUUGGUGUGGUGCUAGAGCUCUCCCACACAAUCGAAAUAUUGCGAAAACACUUGCCCUAAAAAUACAGAAAGAAAUGUCUGAAGAGUUUGGCCUACCCUCUGCCUUGGAAAUUCAGGAUGAAGAAGAAGGAUCUGAAUCCCAGGAAUUUUUGAAGGGCUUUGGGGGUAGCAAUAGGCAUUUGUAUGUUUCUUUGCCAAGUGCUAAGGAUGGCAAUUCUCAAUAUUCCCCUCGUCUGUUCCAUCUCACUAGUCUAUCGGGAACUUUCACUGCCACUGAAGUAGCAGGUCCAUGCCGCAACAGUAAACUCACAGUUCCUUUCCCAUUCCAACAAAGCCACUUGUAUGGAGCAAGUCAACCUGCUGUGUUUAUUCUUGACAAUGGUGACUCGCUUUGGUUGUGGCAAGGAUGGUGGCUCAGUGAGCGUGAUGAGGAAGAUGGCAAUGCUGUUUCUGGUGGAGAAGGACUUGGUUCUGGUGCCGUGCGCUGGCAGGCUGAACGCCGAGCAGCUAUGCAGACUGCCCUGGACUAUUGGGCUCUUCGGCACCCAGGUCAACCUCCUCAAGCCUUCCUGGUUUGGGCUGGGCUGGAACCUUUCGAAUUCACAAAUCUCUUUUUAGAGUGGACAGAUCGUGAUGACAUUGCAGAAAUCAACAUUCAGGAUGGUCACAAGGCCGGAGAAAUUCUGUCAGUGGAGUCAGAACUGGCGAAACUCACCCAGUCUACUUACCCAGCUGCCCAACUUCUGCAAAGACCUUUACCAGAUGGUGUUGACCCAACAAGAUUGGAGUUGUAUCUUGCACCUCAACAUUUCCAGGAAAUGCUUGGAAUGUCCAAAGAAGAUUUCAUGGAAUUACCUCAGUGGAAGCAAACAAAAUUGAAGAAGGAUGCUGGUUUAUUUUAAUAAAGUUAUGUAUUGUACACAAAUUAAAUUUUCUUUGUGAUUUGAGUGCUGUACUAAAACCUGUAAUUUACUAAAUUUUAGUGUGGAAUUCUAGGAAAAAAUGUAGUAUUACAGUUAUUUUUAAAUUGUUCAUCAUUAUUUGUCAUUGUUUUUAUCUAGUUUGACUUCUACUUUCAUUUUUCUUCUAUUGAAAAAAAAAUGUGCUGACUACUAGUCUGAAAUCAAGCGAAAUGCUUGAGGGUCACUUAUUACAUUUCACAAUUACUUAAUUCUAUUUAAUGUACCAAUACUGUCUACUUUUCUACCCUUCAACAUGAUGUGAUUUGAUUAGUUAGUGAAUUAGUUUCUUAUUAAGCCUGUGCCUGUGCAUGUAUUUACAGUCAGUAUUUUCACUGACUUUAGAAGUUAAUCCCAGAGAUUUCCUGAUUCUAUAGUUACCAGUGUCUUGAAAUGCCCCACUGUAAUUCUCUGCAGGACAGAUGGUCACUUUCUUUGAAAGAAAAAAAUUUAAAAUGUUGCCAAAUGAGGUCCUGUGGAACUAUUUGUCUUACUUUACAUCACUCCUCACCAAUACUAUGGUGAUUUGAUUUGUUUAUAAUAAUCCCUUUCAUGAAGUAGUGAGUGUGGCUGCUGCUUUUAAGCAGGUGUACUAUCUGUGAUGAUAGAUGAAUGAGAAGAGUAUGCACAAAUGUUACUUGUAUUUUUAAACCCCUACUAUGUACAUUAAGUUUUUUUUUUUCUUUAAUGAUCGAAAUGGUGUGCCUUGUUGUUUUUUCCUGAAUGCGUGAAUGAGCAAGUGAGUGAAAAAUAGAUAGAAAUAUAUUUCAUUUUUUCUUCUCUUGAUUUCAGUCUACGUCUAGGGACAAGACUGAAUCUGUGCCUUGGUUGUCAAUGCUUGUAUUCUAGUCAUCUGGUAUUAGAAGUGGUGAAUUUAGAAGGUGUGACUUUGCACUCUUCUUCCUUACAUUACAAAAUGUGUAUAGCUCGUAAAUAGAAAAAGCACAUCAAAAUAAUUUGUGAUUUUAUGCAUUUUUUUUUCUAUCAAUCUGAAAUUCUGUUUUUAGCUGUUCUAACGUGUGUUAUAUAUAUUAGCCUCCAUUCAAAUGAAUGUUCUCAAUUACUUCUGAUCAAUUCAAAUAGAUGUUCUCAAUUACUUCUGAUCAAUUCAAAUAGAUGUUCUCAAUUACUUUUGAUCAAUUUUAGUCUGGAAGAAUAAUUUGUGUCGUUAAUAAAAUGAAAGCAGUAACUCAUGACGAA